GCAUCCUUCAUGUGGGGAUCGUCUACACGGAAUUCGCGGAUUGAGUGUUUAUGGGUUGAAGUUGGCACGCAGUUUGCUAGGAGAUGGAGAGCACUCUGUUCCUCGAUGAAAUUAAUUAAUCAAGAUUGUUCGGAUUUCCGGGCAGAAUGGAACUGUCAUCCAAUAUGUGGUCCUGAUAUAAAUGAUAAGAGCCCUAAGGAUUUACAUUUUUUAGGUCAAAUGCAGUUUGGCGUGUAUCGAGAUGACUGCGAAGGGGUCCACCCUGACGUGAUUGAAGAAUACUACGGGGUACAUGGCCCUACUAUGACUCGACGACAACAUCAGAGUGGAGCGGGGCAUCCAAUUGACGAAGAAGAAAGUGAUAAUGAAGAGGAGCCUCUAAAUAUGGUACAGGCUAUCAAUAAUCAACAACGACACCAAAUCCACCACAAAGCUAUCAGCGUUCCAUCGCAAAUCAAUCCUUUCACCAAUGACGAAACACGCUGGCAAUUCUCUGCCACCCUUAUCGAAGUCAUAGCCAAGGAUAUAACACCAUGCGACUGCAGGCUAGCAGCAAAUGAGUGGGAAGGUGACGAGUAUCCGAUCUUCGAGGCUAUCCCUGUUGGCCAACAAGGGUUGAAAGAAUUACAUGUGUCUCUCGCUGAACUGAGCUGGUUCAACCAGGGCGAGGCUAUGGUGUCAGGCAUUACUAGUGUUGUCAUACUUUUUAGCAGCUGGGCAAGAGUAACUUAA
Molecule: messenger RNA, 732 nt
Organism: Suillus subalutaceus
Lineage: Eukaryota; Fungi; Basidiomycota; Agaricomycetes; Boletales; Suillaceae
Exons: 4
Source: RefSeq, a predicted model, not a curated record